GCUCCAGGUGGGUGGUGGGCCUGGGAGGGCAGACCUUUGCGGCCCGCCCCGCGCUGGACGGUGCUGGGCACUGGGACUUCCGAGUGCGGUGUGCGGCCCUCACUGGAGACGUGUGUUUCCUGGUAGGUUUGCCGUCUCCACAUGUCGGAGCUGAUGGAGGUCUGGCCCUGCCCACAGGCUUGGGCGCAGGCAGGAACCGCUGGGGAGUUUACAGUUGGAGGCUCCAGGGCGCCCACGGCCCCCGGGACACAGGGAUGUCAGGCCCGAGGCCGGUCGUCCUGAGUGGACCGUCAGGGGCCGGGAAGAGCACCCUGCUGAAGAGACUCCUGCAGGAGCAUGGCAGCGUCUUCGGCUUCAGCGUGUCCCACACCACAAGGGACCCGCGGCCUGGAGAAGAGAAUGGCAAAGAUUACUACUUUGUGACGAGGGAGGUGAUGCAGCGGGACAUCGCCGCGGGCGACUUCAUCGAGCACGCCGAGUUCUCAGGGAACCUGUAUGGGACUAGCAAAGCUGCUGUGCGGGCAGUGCAGGCCAUGAACCGCAUCUGCGUGCUGGACGUGGACCUGCAGGGUGUGCGGAACAUCAAGAAGACGGACCUGCAGCCCAUCUACAUCUUCGUGCAGCCACCCUCGCUGGACGUGCUGGUGGGGGCGCUGGGCCGAAGCUGCAGGGGAG
Molecule: messenger RNA, 675 nt
Organism: Callorhinus ursinus (northern fur seal)
Lineage: Eukaryota; Metazoa; Chordata; Mammalia; Carnivora; Otariidae
Product: guanylate kinase
Cellular component (GO): cytosol
Molecular function (GO): GMP kinase activity
Source: RefSeq, a predicted model, not a curated record